Ricinus communis (castor bean) is the source of this 3921-nucleotide messenger RNA. RefSeq names its product putative F-box protein At5g55150. The record is from RefSeq and is a predicted model, not a curated record. The coding region runs from base 2168 to 3406 and encodes 412 amino acids. NCBI's taxonomy places the organism in Eukaryota, Viridiplantae, Streptophyta, Magnoliopsida, Malpighiales, Euphorbiaceae. The transcript has a single exon.
AAGAGAAAGAAAAAAAGAGAGAAAUUAAAGAUUAGAGAAUAUUAUGGAGGUGGGCUCGUGGGUUACCAUUCAAUGCUCUGGUCCUUGAUGCAGGUGUUGCUACUGUAGGCGUCUUUAAUGCACACCUGCUCAAAAAAAACUCCCCUCUCUCUCUCACUCCCUACUUGCUUAAAUUCGAACGAGACAUUCCCAUUUCUUCUCACCAUUCUUGCUUCUUAACAACUGCACCACCACCACCACCUUCAUUUCAGUUGUCUUCUUCAUUUCUUGGAAGUGUCAUUGUGAUGUUGGCCCGGUUCACUCAGACAAAAACGAUGUGUUUUCUCAAGCAUUUGUUUUUCGAAACGCUUGAUAUGUUAACACAAGCAUAAUGGCCUUUGAUUGAGCCGUGCCAAUAUCUUAGUGCUCUUUCAUUCCUGUAGUCUCUCACGUGCACAAACAAAUUUCUGGACCCAAUCCAUCUUAAGGUGAGUUUGGAUUUUGUUUUCUCUAAACAAAGUGAAAAUUGAUUAUUAGAAAAUAUGAUAAGUUGAAAAUGAAAGGAUAUUGUCUUGUUUUAUUUUGUUUCAACAGUGUUAGCAUAAAAUCGAGUGAUUAAUAAAUAAAUAAAUAAAAACACUUUUACAUGCUUAGUUUUCAUUUUUUUAGUAAAAAAUAAUAACUAUCCAUGUACUUGCUAGCUCCUUAAUUUGAAGAAAUUAAAUAUAUAUUUAUAGCAAAAGUUGGUUUAUUUAUGAUAAAGACAUUUUCAUUUGAUAUAUAAAUAAAUGGUAAGGAGGUGCAUAAAUCUAAUCUAAUGGCGUUAAUAUAAUUAAUUUACACUGCCUGCCUUCUACACUGCUGGGAGUGUGAAAGGUCAUUUUUUAUUUAACACACUAAGUUAUUCUCUAAAAAAAAGAUAAACUAGCUAGUAAGCAUCUAACCUUACUUAAUUUACUCCCUAAGGUACGUACAGGACGAAUAUGAUCUUUUCUGCAUUUCGUAUACAGUUUUAUUCCUCUCUUAUAUAAUAAACUUGAUUAUUUUAUGAUAAUGGUACUGUUAUUUAAGCACAAGUUAACUUAUAUAAUUAACUGAACAAGUUGGAUUCUAUAUUUUCCUUUUUGUUAUUUUUCUGGAUUCUAUAGAGUUUGAUUCGGUAUAAUGUUAAUCUAUUUUAAGUUGAUUAUGAUUCGCCAGUGAGUUUGACUUAUAAAUGGAGAAGAUAUUUGUUGGAGGAAGUAAAUGUGAGAGGAUGGGAGGAUCGGCAAAGCUUUAAUUUAGAAUAGUAAAUUAGGUAAGGAAGGAAGCGGAGUAUGAGGAGGCAUUUAAUUACAAGAAUGACUGCUAUAACUUAGGCUCAGACAAAGAUUCCCUCAUUAAAUUCUCCUAUAUGACUGUGCAGGCUUUCCUAUUUAAUGCAAUUCACUGCUACUCUCCUCUCUUCCUACAAUUCCAUUUAUUCAAUGCAUAGCACAGUAUCUUAUGAGCUUCAUACCUACCUAUGCAUUAUCUAUCUAUGUGACUCCCGAUAAACAUAAUAAGUUUGGAUCUUCAGAAUUUUCUGAAUCGAGAAUUAAGAUUCUUAUUGACUCUUAAUUUCCAUAUUUAUUGCAAAUCUUUUCCCUUCUAUGAUAUUUUAUUUUUUAUGUUAAACUCUGAGCCAGUUUCUUUUUAAAUAAUUCAAGGAAGCAGACCCCUUUGAGAAACUGGAAUUCCCCCACCAUUUUAAAGCAUUAUAAAGAAAAAUAUAAGUAUAUACUAAUAAGCUAUUGUCGAGAUGAAUUGUUCGGACCAUUUCAUUUGAUAAAAGAAAAGGGAUUAUUCGUUGAAGAAAAUUAAUGAUUUUUAUAUGUAGUAGGCAGGAGCCCAUAAAUUAAAAUACGCGCUUCAGGGUAAGACAAAAUAUUUGGCAUUCAAGUCUUUCUGCUGGCCAAUAUUUUAGGGUUCAUCUACUGGUUUUAUAUAUGAUGCUGCGAGCUAGAGCCAGGCGCAUCGUCAAGGCAACUCUUAGAGUCUUUUUCAUCACUGCCGUUGCAAGCAAGGCAACAAGAGAAGUCACCUACCCAGAAACAAUUUGAGAAGAAAAAAGAAAAAAAGACUAGAAGCCUAAAAGAGAACCUACACACAUCUUCUUUAUAAGUUCAGUCAGGCCUUUCUCAAAGCAAAUCAGCCAAAGACCUACUCUAUGUCAACUGAAGAAACAGGAAAAUUAAACAUGUCCAGCACGUGGGCUGAACUACCACCGGAACUGCUCCAAGUAAUUGCAGAUAAACAUACCAAUUACGUUGAUUAUCUUGUUACUCGAGCUGUUUGCGGAUCAUGGCAAUCAGCUAUAGCAAAAAGACCCCAUAAUCAUCUUCUCUGUCAACUUCCAUUUCUUUUGCUUCCUUAUUACCAAAACAAUCCAGAUCGUCGCGGAUUCUACAACAUCUCUGACGAUAAAAUAUAUGUCCUUGAAUUGCCUGAAGCUUAUGAAAAGCGUUGCUGCGGAUCGUCCCAUGGUUGGCUAAUUAUGGUUGAAGACAGCCCAUCAAUCUUUCUCUUAAAUCCCUUAACAAGAGAAAGAAUUGAGCUUCCUGCAUUAUCCACUUUCUCUAUUUUCCCUACUGAUGUAGUCUUUGAGAAUUCCAGGAAUUUGAAUGAGAACUUCAUCAUGAGAGAAAAGUUCCACAUUCGCGAUACUUUUAUUGUGAAAGCAAUACUAUCUUCUGAUCCAUCUUUAGAUACAAAUUUCAUGGCGGUGGUAAUAUAUGGCGUCAAUGAGAAUUUAGCUUUCUGUAGAUCAGGAGAUGCUGCAUGGACUGUAAUUGAUGAAACGACAUCACCCCCUCGUCGUUACAAGGAUGCUCUGUUUCGCGCAGGGAAACUCUUUGCAGUUGAUCAAACAGGUGGAAUUUCAAUACUCACUGAAGAAAAUACUAUGAUCCGCUUUGCUGAUCCGCCACUAGUUUCAUCAAGAACAGGAUAUAAGCAGUGGUACUUAGCAAGUUAUAGUGAAGAAGAACUAUUAAUAGUAUGUCGAUAUAGGAAAGUUGUUCCUGAUUAUGAGUACAAAACAGAAAGAUUCGAGAUUUACAAGCUGGAUGAUGGUGGCUGGAAAAAGAAAGAAAGCUUAGGAGAUAAGAUGCUGUUCUUGGGUGGCAAUGGCUCGCUUUCAAUUUCAGCUUUAGAUUACAGCAAGUGCAAAGGGAACUGUAUCUACUUCACGGAUGAUUACAUUAGACUCUGUAAGGAUUAUGUAUGGGAAGGUCAUGAUUAUGGCAUUUACGACAUCGAAGAUGGGAAUAUCAGAAGCUUAGGAUUACCUUCAUAUCCAAUAAAGCACCCAUCCUUCACAGGCAUCUUCUACUUCGAGCACAGCCUAUUUCGCAACACAUCUUUCUUCAUAUUGCCACCUCCAGUUUGGGUUACAAUCAGUCCAUGAAUCAGUUGUCUAUGUAAUGAUUUAGCUCCGUUUCUUUCCAGAAAAAUAUAUUGUUUUCAAAAAUAAUUUCUUGAGUAAAAUUUUUCGUUUAAAAUUUUCUUCUAUUGUUAGAUUGUAUACUACAAAUUAUAAGAAAAUUGUUUUCUCUAGUGUUUCACUAUUAUAUAAAUUCAGAAAAUGACUUGAUUUCUCUUUAUAAGGAAAAUGUUUUUUGUUAAUUACUUUUUCUCGAUAUACUAAUUACAGAAAAAUGUGCAGAACAAAUAUUUUCUGUCAAAUAAACGGAGCCCUCUCUGUUAUUUCUGCUCUUUUCCUUCUUCUUUUUUUUUUUACUUUAAUUUUUAAUUAUUUAUGUGCAAAUUGUAUUUGUACCUAAAUAAUACAUAUACUAGAAAAGUCCUAAAAAAAAUUAACGAAAACCCAAUUCUAUUUGUUUUUUUCCCCCACUUCAAAGUCAUUAUACUAGGAAUAUGACUAAUUAAAAAGUUUUAUUUUGAUAUUAUAUAUAAUGUAAA